Catharus ustulatus (Swainson's thrush) is the source of this 4010-nucleotide messenger RNA. Its product is annotated as carbohydrate sulfotransferase 9-like. The transcript is spliced from 3 exons. NCBI's taxonomy places the organism in Eukaryota, Metazoa, Chordata, Aves, Passeriformes, Turdidae. The record is from RefSeq and is a predicted model, not a curated record. Gene Ontology annotation, biological process: proteoglycan biosynthetic process; carbohydrate biosynthetic process. Gene Ontology annotation, cellular component: membrane. The coding region runs from base 106 to 1050 and encodes 314 amino acids. Gene Ontology annotation, molecular function: sulfotransferase activity.
UCAGUACUGGGGUCUCACAUCUUCCGAAGAAGACUUUGGACAUCACUUUAAGAAAGACAGAUUUCCACUUUAGAGACCACGUCAUUUUCCUUCUGUGAGAAUAACAUGAACCAGAAGCUGUUAGUUUUCCUUCUCCCAAAUUUUUUAUUUGGGAUAUUUAUUUGUGGGUUUUUCUUUAAGAAGCAAAAAACCCCAACAGAUGCUUUUCCCAAUCCUACUGAAAAUUGGCUGGCAAUUCAAAACAGUCGGAAAAACACACUGGCUUCUGUCUGCCUGAAGAAUAACCUUAAUAAAGCAAGAAGCAAUUUGGAUUCUCAUGUUGCAAACCAGCUCUUUGUGGAGCACAAGCAUAAAUUUAUCUACUGUGAGGUGCCCAAGGUAGGCUGCUCCAAUUGGAAGAGAACUAUUUUUCUUCUUCAAUCAGACUUCAGUGCAGAGGCUUCUGAUAUUGGGCAUGACGACAUCCACCAUACAUCACUAAUCAAAAGGCUGGUGUCUUACCCUCCUGCCUUACAAAAGGAGUUUCUAAGCAAUUACACCAAAGUGAUGUUCACCAGACAUCCCUUGGAACGGCUGGUUUCAGCUUACAGAGACAAACUCCUGCACUCUGAACCAUUCUACAGUACCACUGUUGCUAAUGAGAUUAGGGCAAUGUUCAGAAAAAAUAAAAGUUCUUCUGAAAAAGUGAGUUUCCAGGAGUUUGUCAGCUUCAUUAUAGCAAAGCCACCACAUACUCUUGACAUUCACUGGAAGCCAAUGUUUCUGCUCUGUGAUCCUUGCAACAUUCACUAUGAUAUUGUGGGAAAGUAUGAAACUCUUGGGUUGGAUUCUGACCAUGUUCUGAAGGUCAUUGGUGCACCAGAGAGCAUGCAAUACCCCAGCUUGAAGAGAUACAGCUCAGAGAAACGAACUGAUGGUGAUAUGACUUUGGAGUACCUCAGACAUUUGACCUUUGAACAAAUUGAGAAGAUAAAAAAAUUGUAUGAAAUGGAUUUUUUUUUGUUCAACUAUACUAUGAAAUAUGAGGAUUAUUUUUCCCUGAAUGGCUAAUGUAGGUUAAACAAAGAACAGUUUCCUUUGUACAAAAUGGGCAGCAGAACUUGACCUCACAGGUGCUUGAUAGGCAGGUUGGUGACUGCUGCUGAGAUUGUCCUGGAGCUUGUAUAUAUGGUUUAUCAUCCUAAGCACUCUUAUAAAAAAUCCCUGCCAUGACCUCUUGUAUCAUGCAGACCUUUACCUGUUAAAAUGAUUGUAUUCCUAUCAAUCUCUAAGAGCAUAUGUUUGUUUCAUGAGAAUUCUUCAUAAAUGAUAGAUUUUGGUCCAUUGGUAAGAGACAUGGGAAGGAUGAAGAAUGCUAUUUUUCACAAUGAAUAUUUUAGAGCACUAUAUUUAUGUCAUUUUUUAAAUUAGAAAAAGACAUAAGAAGCAAUAAACAAUCUGCUUGAGAGUUAAACCACUCUGCAAGAGCCUUGAUCAUGAAUGCUGUAGGAAAGGAGUAAAUAACUUCAGAUGCUUGAAGCUGCAUUACACAGAACAUAAUGCCAGAAUAUCUUCCUCUGUAGCAGUGCUCUCAUCACAGCCCAUCAGCCUCAUCCCUCAAGCAGCACAGCUGUCAGCAAUUCAGACAAAGUUUCCAUUAUAGCUUUUCAAAAUCUUCUGAUGAGCAGAUCUGGUGUUCAUGGUGACUUUACAAACGCUUUUCAUCACUUUUGUAAGUAUUACGGUCUGAUUUAAGCAGAAGGUCUGAAAAAUGUGUUGGAUUUUUUUAGAGAAGUGGUUAGAGGUACCUUCUAAACUGUACAGCUGGGGUGGUGCAUGAUCUAAAAUCUCAGUGAAAAGGUGAUUCUUAUUUAUUCUUCAAAAGCACUUAACACCUAGUCAAUGGACAGGCCAGUCAGCACAGUGGGGACAAUGUUUGAGCUUGCCCAUUUGUGCUGCUGGAACCCAUGAGCCCCUGAGACUUACCUGAGCACUGGCACUUGGAGGAGCUGGGUAACCUUAGAUAAUAUGUUUGUUCUACCUGUUGCUUUCCCACUUUACAGGAGAAUGAGUGCAAGUAAAUUGUGGAGUUAUGAUGAAGGGAACAAUGACACGUGGGAGAAGCAACUCAAACCAUUAUCACCUUCUUAUAUUCCUAGGUGACUUGGUUUUAGAUCACUGAGAAGUCUAUAACUGCUGUUAUACUAAGCAUGAGAUUUGUCCCCUUUAAAAAAACAUUUAUUGUCUAGUCAUGUUCAAAUAUUAAUUUGUGACCAUAUUAAUUGUAACAAGCUUUAGCAACUAAUUGUGACUAUUGGCACCACCUCUAGGAGAUAUUGGUCUCUCAGCAGCUAACUUGAAAAUCCCUCAAAUGCAUUUAUUCCUCUCAGCUAAAUCUGCAAAUGUAUAAAGGCUGGCGGGCUAGUCUUGGACUCAGAGUUGGCUCUCAGCUUCUCAUCACACAGAAAAGGACAGAUACAAAAUAAGUUAGUCACAGAAUAGCCAGCAAUCUGUACAGCCUUUGCUGCCAGCAACAUGGCCAAGGGAGACAGAAAAGGAGACUGUGAAAAAUGGAUACAAUGGGGUUAAUAUAUGAGGGUUUGGAGGAGCCCUUCCAGUGCAGGAAGUGGGUUGCAGGAAUUAUCUGCUCCAGCAGGAAGGUGGAGUGAUAUACAUCAUCAGUUGGAGAAAAUGAUCAGGCCACAGUGACAGGAGAAAUUCCAGAAAGAAGUGCUCUCCAUCCCUCUUGACAGCAGAUUGUACACAAGCCUGGACUGGCAUUUGGUACAUCUGGCAGGUCAUGCCUGGAUAACUAUUUCAUAAGUGGGGCAGCUUUGGAAAAAGGAGAGAUCCAAAAUGAGAACACCAAGCAAGAACAGCAAAACAAUUCGGAGGAACAAAAAAAGUUAUUAUUUUGUGCAGAAGGAUUCAUAUUUCUGGAUCUUACCCUCACCCUUAUGGGUGUCCCCAUAAUUCUACUGUUCCCUGGUGCUGGGUUGUUCAUGCUGCCCUGGCAACUCUGUAGUUCGUGUAGGUUUUGCUUUUUCUUGACUUGUUAGUUUUCUUUAGUCAGAGGAAGCUGGAAAUUACACCCAUCAGAAGGAUGCAGUCUCUCUCUUUUUCCUGAAUCAGAGCUCCAUGUUUCUCCUACAUUCUUUGACAGACCAUGCAGAGGCAGAGGGGAAUAAGAUUUGCUUCAUAACUCACUUCUACAUGAGAGAAUCCUCCAGAGCUAUAUCUGAAGCUGUCAGUAUAUCUAAAAAUACAUGAGUACUCUGGCACCCUCAUCCAGCCUAGGAAAGCUCUGAAGAAAUUAUACUGGCAGAGUUUGAGAGGCAUCUUUGCUGUCAGCACUUGGUGUUAAUGCCCCCUCCAGUUUCUCCCUGUUAGAUGUGAGUGACUUUCUAUUCUUAUUUCCUCUUUCACAGAGGUUCACAUAUUGUUCCUACAGUGGUGGCAGAAAAAUGAUGGCUAGUUCGUUCAUCCCAAGCAUUAGUCAGUAGCAGAAGAGUAUCUAUCAAAGCAGAAAAAGCUCUGACUAUUCACAGCAGACUUUGAGUUUUGCCACUUGCCUAGAGGGAACUGUAAGUAGCACGUUGCCUCAGAUCUCUGGCUGCUGUAAUGCUGUUUAGCUGACAUGAUUCUGGACAAUAAAAAAGCUGCAAAGGAUAUAUUGUGUGCAUGUCUGCCCAUACAACAACAGGUGUACUGUCUUCCCUACGAGUGCACUGUCCAGAACAAGGCUCUUAGCUGAGCUAAGACUCCUGACUUUUGCCCAGAGGAUAACCCUCAGUGGAGCUUCUUUCCUGAGGAUCCCAACUCUUGGUGAUGUGUUCCUGAGAGGAAAAUGGAUUCUUGCAAUUGGGAGCAAAGGUGGAGGCAGUGUGAUGAGCCUCAGACCCUGGGGAGGAUUUGAAUGGGGAGGGAGUGCCAUAAUUCAUCUUCUGAUUUAUUGUUAUAUGCCUGUGAUAUGAUCAUGGAAAUGUUCAUUUGUGAUUACUUUAAUAAACCGUAGAGCGUUAACACAUUAA